AUGUGCAAGGAGGAUUUUAGGUCGCUUCGUACAUCUGGUCUCAUGACGAUCGGUAGUCUUGAAAAUAGUGUUAACUCAUCAGAAGCUAACUCUGACUUUGAGGUUACUUAUUUACCCUUGUUAUUUCUAAAGAUCCUAUAUGACUGUAAACAGGAAUUGGCUAAGUUACUCUCCGACGACCCUGGCUGCAUUGAAUUGAGCAUGGGAAUGUCUACGGACUUCGAGCAAGCGGUAUAA
Protopolystoma xenopodis is the source of this 237-nucleotide messenger RNA. NCBI's taxonomy places the organism in Eukaryota, Metazoa, Platyhelminthes, Monogenea, Polystomatidea, Polystomatidae. The record is from the annotation of a GenBank genome assembly.